Molecule: messenger RNA, 2285 nt
Organism: Musa acuminata AAA Group (dessert banana)
Lineage: Eukaryota; Viridiplantae; Streptophyta; Magnoliopsida; Zingiberales; Musaceae
Product: U-box domain-containing protein 19
Exons: 1
Coding region: 58-2085 (675 amino acids)
Biological process (GO): protein ubiquitination
Molecular function (GO): protein binding; ubiquitin-protein transferase activity
Source: RefSeq, a predicted model, not a curated record
UGUCACUCAAGCCAAAUCUCGCUGUUUCAUCUGUUUGUGCCUUCGUCUCCAUUCGCGAUGCCACAUCCUUCCGACAGCCGGAAGUUCUUGACGCUUCCAGCGGUGCAGCCUGGCGGCGACGUCUCCCCGGCCGCCCUCCUCUGCGCCCUCGUCGCCCUCGCCGACGAGAUCCUCGCCCUUCGGUCGAACCCCUUCCCGAUCCACCGGCGCAGCGCCCGCGAGGCGAUCCGUCAGGUCGGGGCCAUCCUCGAGUUCCUGGCCGACGUCCGGGGCCGAGGGUCGGCCCUCCCGGCCUCCGCCGCCGUCGGCUUCUCAGAGCUCCACGUCGCGCUCCAGAAGCUUCGGCACCUACUCCAGGAUUGCGCCAGGCCGGGCGCCCGGCUGUGGGUGUUGAUGCGAUCGGAGCUGGUGUCGAACGAGUUUCAGAUGCUCGUUCGGUCGAUAUCCACCGCACUCGAUGUCCUCCCUCUGGCUUCCAUCGACGCCGCCCCGGAACUCAAGGAGUUGGUUCGGCUCGUUCGGGAGCAGGCGUGGAGGGCGACGGUCGGGACCGAGCCAGCCGAUGCUAUGGCUAUGAGGAGCAUGUGGUCGAUACUUGGCCAGUUCAAGAACGGCAUUGCUCCCAAUCGGAUCGAUCUCCGAUGGAUCUUGGAUCACUUGCGCAUUCGAAGCUGGAACUAUUGCAGCGAAGAGAUCGCGUUCCUGGAAGAGCUCUUCUUAGCGAGCCUUGACGACGAUGACGACAAGGAAGAGGCAGCCCUACUCGGCAGCUUAAUGGCGUUCAUGGUAUACUGCCGAGUGGUGCUGUUCGAUGCCGUGGACGACGAGAAGAGCAGCGAGAAGCAAUCGAAGGCCCGAGCAAAAGCCGUGAGUCAUGUCAACCUGGAUCAUCUCCGGUGCCCGAUCUCUCUCGAGCUCAUGACGGACCCUGUGACGAUAGCCACGGGGCAGACCUACGACCGAGCCUCCAUUUCGAAGUGGCUCAAAUCUGGGUGCCUCACCUGCCCAGUGACCGGCGAGAAGCUGGCCAACAACAGUCUGGUUCCCAAUUCCGCCAUAAGGAACCUCAUGGAACAGUUCUGCCACGAGACGAAGGUACCCAUUCCUGAGCCAAAUGGCAAGCCCAAGCGAGACCUGACGAGGACCGCGACGCCUCUCAGCGCGGCGGCAGCAGGAGCAACGAGAAUGGUGGCUGCCUUCCUAGUUCACAAGCUAGCGGUCGGGACGAACCAGGAGAAGAACAAGGCGGCUCACGAGAUCAGGAAGCUGUCCAAAUCGAACAUCUUUAACAGGGCUUGCUUGGUGGAAGCUGGCUCGGUCCCAUGGCUUCUCUACCACUUCUCCUCAUCAGAUCCUUCGAUCCAGGACAACGCAGUAGCUGCUUUGAUGAGCCUCUCGAAGCACCCAAGCGGCGGCAAGGCCAUCGUCGAGGCUGGCGGCCUCGGCCUCAUCGUGGACGUCAUCAGAGUAGCACUCAGGGUCGAGGCCCAGCAGAAUGCGGCGGCCAUCCUCUUCUACCUCUCAUCAGACGAGGUGUACCGGACAGAGAUAGGGCGGAUGGCAGAGGCGAUUCCGACACUGGUGGAGCUUUUAAGAGAAGGAACUUACCGGGGGAGGAAGAACGCCAUCGUCACACUCUACGGGCUGCUGCCGUGUCCCGAUAACCUGCGCAAGAUCCUGGCAGCAGGGGCGAUUCCGGCUCUCACAAGCAUUCUGUCGAGCGACAGAGCGGAUCUCGUCAACGACGCAGUCGCAGUGCUUGCGAAGAUCGCGGAGGGGCAUGACGGGACGACGGCGAUCCUGAAGUCGUCUGCUGUGCCUCAUCUGGUGGCAUUCCUUCGGUCAUCGACGUCUCGGUCUGGGAGGGAGAACUGCGUCUCUGCUCUACUGUCUCUCUGCAACAAUGGUGGAGCAAAGGUGGUCAGUUUACUCGAACAGAUCCCGGUGCUGAUGCCCUCGUUGUACACCCUUGUCACAGAAGGCUCUCCUCAGGCCGGCAAGAAGGCGAGAUCGCUGCUCAAUCACAUACACCAUCUCCACGACCAGGAAGACCUCAUCAUGAUGGGCAUUAUUGAUCCACAAUGACAGUGUUUGAUCUCUUAGGACGAUUCAUUCUUUCUUCUCUGCUCGUGACUUGGGAGCAUGUAGUCCCUUGUUUCAUCAGUUGGUGCAGGGAUUUCAGCUUUGUUUUUAGAGGAGCUGCAAUCCAGUAUGGUCUCAAAUAGACAUCACAACCUAUACUUGUAUAUAGAUAUAUAUUAUAUAAAUAUGUGCAAUUUUUCUGA